Molecule: messenger RNA, 3402 nt
Organism: Cylindrotheca closterium
Lineage: Eukaryota; Bacillariophyta; Bacillariophyceae; Bacillariales; Bacillariaceae
Source: the annotation of a GenBank genome assembly
AUGGAUGGAUCAGUAGACGCCAAGGAUGUUCGCGCCUUUCUCUUGUCUCGCUAUGGAAUCGAGCUCACCAAAGAUCAGGUCCGGACUGUGAUCUUCAGGGGACUUGCAGGAGGAGAAGGUGAAGAUGAUGCCAUUGAUAUUCUGGAAAUCGUCGCCAUCUUGAUGAUUCCCAUGCUUGUCAAAGUAUCUGAUGAGCUUCUAGGGAGUAGGCCAGGAGGCGCCCGAAUGUCGUCCAUUGAUGAAGCCAAAAAGCGUCUCUUGCCGCCAGCGACCAUCAUUGAGGACGUUUUGCGAGACAUUCUUCGUGACACCACUGGUGGGGACUAUGAUGUAGAGCAUCCACCACCAUUGACACCUGCGUUAAUGAGACAAAUCUUUUUGGAAUAUGAUGAGUUGGAGCUGGUUCGUGAUGAUGAUCUGAUUCAGCAAAUGAUCGACAUGGUGUCAGAAUCAUCCAAAAGCGAUAAAUUGAAGGAUGGCGACGAAGCAUCUUCAUCGCCAGUUCUCGAUUCGAAAACGUUUGCAGGCGCAUUGACAAAAGACACAAAUCUAUACAAUCCUGAAACUGAAACUCGCUACUCAGAGGUGCUCGACGAUGUUUUCCCAGAUGGAUUUGAGGAAGACGUAACAAAUAUCAAGAAUACAGAAGAAUCUGCCAACGGCCCCCCUUCACUCGUUGGGGAAACCUUUCGAACAGUCACUACAUUUUCACACAUGGAUUAUACCGCUGACAAUUUCGUCCAUGUGAUUCACGUGGUCUUGGUUUGGCUGGUUGUCGUAUUUUCAUACUUCUGGUACAUGAAUGGGGUCGGGACUCCUGAAUUCCUUGUGGACAGUUCCGACAAUUUUGGACGCCGUGUUGGGUUUGCUGUCUUUCGGUGGACACUUACAAUGUUGAAGCUUGUAAUUGUCGGGUCGGGAGUCAGUUUUCUGCUGGCGCUAGGGAAUGGAGUAUUCCAAAAGUCUAUUGUGGAGCCUAUCGUCGGCCUUGCCUCCGUUGCAGUUUUGGUAUUCCUGCCGUACUAUUUUCCAGAGAAAAACUUUGUGUUCAAUACAGCUCUCGAAGAACCCUCACAUGAACACUACACCUACAGCGAGUUGCUUAACAUGAUGAUUGUCUUCGGAGUCCUAUUAAUCAUUAUCCAACUGAAAAACUUGAUGACUAUUUUCUUUGGCAAGGGCGAUUACUUGAAAAAGAAUCCUGCUUUUGUUUUCAUGGAGAAUGUUCUUGGGAGUAAUAUCAACCGAGCGUAUCGUAGCAAACAAGCAGCUGUUUACAAGAUCAAUGAAAUGGCUCGCAGUGCGUAUGAUUUGCAUCAGUUGGACGAAAAGGCAGCAGGUAUCACUAAACUCAAGCGGGAAGUCAGCAUCCAAGAAAGUGGCAGUCAAACCCCCAUAUCAAAUUCGAAAGUGGGAAACGAAGGCAACCGCCAACAGACUGGACCUGGUGGCAGAUCAAGUCGUGAAAUAGCAUUGCAGAAGUACAAUGACCUCGUUGAUGAAUCUGAAGAAGUGGGGGGCAUAAUCUGGGCUUGGAAGGGUUACAUCUCUGGUAAUCUGGGGGUCACUGAAGGAGUCUGGUUACCAUCACGGCUGAUUGCUGCGAAUGCGAUUCUCUUUGUUACAAUAGUUGUCGUCUUGUACAUUUGCACAAUCAUUUUCACCGGCUUUAUCUGGGAACUUGAGGAUCUCUACAAUACAGUUGCGCUGAAGGAAGUCAUUUACAACGAACAGUGCUUCACAGAGUUUGACUACAAUGACUGCUACUUUCCCUUUGAAGAGGCUUCAUUCUACAGCGGUGUUGCAGUUUGUCGAGAUGUAUCAUUAUCCGGCCCAGGGUGCAUGGACCUCUUUGAGGAAGUCACGCCGGAAAGCACGUUUGGAUCUGCUAUCGGAAACAUCUGUGACUCGUUCAAUGCCGCUUUUGCGCCAUUUGAGCUGCAAGUUGGAGAUCUAUUAGGAGGUGCCUCGUGUCCCUAUGUUUUGGAUGCAGCCAAACAAUCCGUAAUCGAAAUAUUGGCCGAAUUCAAUUAUUCUCCAAACGAUGCCGAGAUGCUCUACAACGCGUGCUACCGCAUUAAUUACAUGGAAGAUGAGGAUAUCUCCAAGUUCAACGAAUGGUUUGACGAUGACACAUGGUACCCAGACAUUACUGAUGAGACCCUUACUGGCUGCGAUAUAGUUUCAUCGAUUGUGAGUAACGAGACUUUCGUCAAUAGCUUCACGGGACGUGAAGAAGCUGCAUACGUAUCAUUCCAGAUAUGCAUGGCAAUCUACAAGUCUUUGACUCCCAGGCCAUUCUGUGAACAGCCUUUGUACGAUCAUAUCGAGAGCAUCAUCACAUAUGAAAGGAAUCGCACCGAUACCGAGUUUUGCUACUCUUAUUUAAGUUAUUGUGUAGCAGACCCAUACAAUCCGUCUCGAGGCACAUGCGUCAUCGGAGAAGCCGAUCAGAAGUACUAUCGAUUCGAAGGAAGCACCUGCGAUGAAUACCCAACGCCUUGGUUGUUGACUCUGACGGCUGCUAUGGGUAUUAUCGGAGGACUGAUUGCAGCUCUUGCGACGACCUUGGUGUACAUUCCCUCUUCCAUCCACACAAUCUUGAAAUUCAGAAGUGGUGUCAUCGCAUCUUUAAAGGACCCAAAAUUCAUUGAUUAUAGGAAGAAUCUGCACAAUCAGACCUACCUGAUUGGUUCGAUGUUUUGGGGGUUGAUAAUUUCCACAGCUAUUGUGACUUUCUUGACCGCGGGAAUCACCUUUCUGCUCGUAUGGCCCACAACCCGUCCUAUUGUUGUGGAAAUUGCUACACAAGCUAUCGGUAUUAUAAUCACAGUUCUUGUGAAGGUCGUAGUGUGCUUCGUGGCAAUGCGAAGUGCCUAUUCUGGAUUCUAUCGAAGCAAACCGAUGUUUGCAAAUGUUUUCAACGUCGCGCUUGAGUGCUGGGCCUUAGCGUUGACUUUGGCAUUAGUAGCAGGUCGCCUCGUCAAGUUCCUGGUUAUUACAAGUUUCUAUGUGGGAAGAAUCGACCGGCCAGUUCUUGCAGAUGGGCUUUUCUUGCAGGUCGAUAUGUUGCCAUUGGUCUUCCGGCAGAACCUUCUGUCAACUGAAUCCCAUCGUCGCCCCUACAUCGAAAUGCUAGGUCAGAUGUACUUAAUGAAACUUCGCCACAGAGAGAACUUUGGUUCCAAGGCUGGUUCCAUCUGGAGACUGUUGUUUGUUUCGGCAUUGAUGCCGUGGUUGAAGAAGAAACGCAUCCAGGACAACAACAUCAAACUUGAAACAUUGAGAUCCUUCGUGGAAAAUCAAGGAUCCUCAAAACGAAUUCAAGAUGCUAGUGUAGAAGUCCAAUAUACCAUGCCAGCACACAAAGAGAAUGCCGAUGAAGCCACGGAGCCCGCGUGA